UCGCAGUUCUCUGUGUUCAGAUAAAAUCAUUGGGAAAACUAAAACAAAAUACACACAAAUAUUAAAAUAAUUGAAAUAAUUGAAAAGUUAUUACUUUAUACGUAUUAUCUUACAUAAAUUAUUAAAUAAAUAAAAAGAAUAAACGGAUUUAAAAGUUCAUAUUUAUAACAAUUUUUACUAAAUUCUAACAAUUUUUGAGACAUAAUAUAUUGAAAUAUUUACUGCACUUUUUCAUCUGGAAAAAAACUCAUCAUCUUCCAUCAUGUCUUCUUCACAUUCAAAUGCGCAAAGUAGUGAUAAUUCUACAUCAGCUAGCAAAAAUAUAGGUAAAAGCAAAACAAAUUCUGCUCAGAAUAGUAGUGGAUCGGACAGCAUGGAUAAGGUAUCGCCUGAUCAGGAUAUAUAUAUAAAUCCGGCUGAUGGUUUGCCUAGUCAACAUCCAACGUUGGCUGAUGGUGAAAUUGAUAGCAGUGCUGAGCCAGAAAUAGAUCCCGAUUCUUUUGAUGACUUACCUACAUCAAUUAUUGUUACUAAUAUACAUUCGGAGGUAUUUGCUAGUCCUGAACUUAAACAAGAAAUGGAGGAUUUAUUCUGUAUGUUCAGUGACAAAGCAACAUUUCAAUGGUUGCGCAGUUUUAGACGUCUCCGAGUUAACUACGAUAAUGCUAUAGCUGCUGCGAAUGCUCGCAUUAAAUUGCAUCAAUAUGAAUUCAAUAAGAAAACUGUUAUAACGUGUUAUUUUGCGCAACCGGUAACACCAGUAUCCAACAAAAAUCUUCAGCCACCAGCUCCGGUGAAACAAUUCCUAAUAUCACCUCCCGCUUCUCCUCCAGCCGGCUGGGAACCUAGAGAAGAGAAUGAGCCAUUAGUUAAUCAUGAUUUGUUGGCUGCUUUAGCUAGUCUCACCCCAGGCGAAUCUCAUGAAUUACAUCCUCAAAGUGAAGAUCAGCCCGCAAUCAUUGUACACACCGCCAGAUUACCAGAAACUACAACAGAUGUUAUCAGUGCCGGUUCAAAGAUGCCAAUAGUCCCAACCAAAUGUCCCGAAAGAGCAUAAACAAAAAAUGAAAAAGAAUCGAACAAAUCAAGUCUUAAUGAAGUUUGAGUCAGACUUUACAUGUUGCAAACAAACAAAAUCUAUUUAUUUAUACACUUUUUCUUUUGUUAUUUGUAGGCUGUUGUUUGUUUUAAAACUGAAGCUAAUUAAUUAUACACAUAAUAGAAAAAGAACAAAAGAUGAAAGAAAAAACUCAAUGUAUUAAAUGUAAAAGAUAAAAAUUGUUAAAUAUUUAAAUUUCAGUUUAGUUUUCGUUAAAUAUUUAUCGAAGCACUAGCUUAAACGAAACAUUUUAAUUUUUCUGCUAUUUUCAACAUGGAUUUCUUAAACGCACAUUAUCGAUUGUUACUUGCUCACGACAGCGUUUAAGAGAGAAGUCGGAUGAACUGAUAAAUCGCAAAGAAUGUUACUGAUGGCUUUGUUGAAACUGUCGCAGGCAUCCGAUCGAUCAAUGUCUUUUAGACUUGAAACCAUACGAAUGAUAUUGUGAUUAAGUAUAAAAUAUUUAUAUAAAUAUUUAUAGUUUUUUUAUUAAAUAUAAAGAAAAAACAAAAAAUGUUAUUACAAUAAACCAUGAAUUUAUGUGUAUUACCUACAUAACUAAUUAGAACUCAUGGCUUGUAUGUAGGAUAAGUUUAUUUAUUAAAAAUUGCCUAAAAUUGAUCUAUUGUUGAAAAUGAAAUAGAUGUUAACAAGUAAUACAUUCUCCAAUCUAACAUACGAGUAUAUACCCGAAACAAUUUAAAGCUAUUACACAAUUAACCAUAAAGGAAAUUUUAUUAUUAUUUUUUUAUGAAAUCAAUUAAAAAUUAAGAUUCGAAGAAUGUAAAAUAUUAACAACUAUGUUAUCUCUUGUUGUACUAAUUUUAUUUCUAUAAAUAUUAAUAUAAUAAGAAAAUCAAACAAAACUAAUACAGCUAUAAUGUAUUAAUUUUUUAUAAGCUCUGCUUUAAACGUGCCCAGAGCUUAUCUAGUUCAUACUGUAACACAUUAUUCCGAUACUGUAUUUGCACACUCAUCCACAUCUACUAAAAAGAACACAGACUUCUUGGUGUAUCUUUAUAAUCGUUGAAAACAAAAUUUGUCCUUAACUGAUCCCAGCAGAGAAACACUUAAAAA
Messenger RNA from Lucilia cuprina (Australian sheep blowfly), 2176 nucleotides. RefSeq names its product protein sarah (gene sra). The record is from RefSeq and is a predicted model, not a curated record. The transcript is spliced from 2 exons. Gene Ontology annotation, cellular component: cytoplasm; nucleus. Gene Ontology annotation, biological process: calcium-mediated signaling. NCBI's taxonomy places the organism in Eukaryota, Metazoa, Arthropoda, Insecta, Diptera, Calliphoridae. Bases 263 to 1057 code for a protein of 264 amino acids. Gene Ontology annotation, molecular function: calcium-dependent protein serine/threonine phosphatase regulator activity; nucleic acid binding.